Messenger RNA from Coccomyxa subellipsoidea C-169, 702 nucleotides. Its product is annotated as eukaryotic type KH-domain (KH-domain type I). NCBI's taxonomy places the organism in Eukaryota, Viridiplantae, Chlorophyta, Trebouxiophyceae, Coccomyxaceae. The record is from RefSeq and is a predicted model, not a curated record. Gene Ontology annotation, cellular component: nucleolus. Gene Ontology annotation, molecular function: RNA binding. The transcript has 7 exons. The coding region runs from base 1 to 702 and encodes 233 amino acids.
AUGCCGAAGGUUUCCAAGAAAGACGCCAAGGAGCAGGCGGCGCUCCAACCAGUGCCUAUGGUCAUGGAUGCAGAUGAUGACAACCAACCCAGCACAUCAGGCGCCAAGAAUACGACGAAAUUUCCACCCAUGAGCGUGUUCGAUCAGAACGGACGAAAAAUAGACUUUAGAAGGAUCACCGUACCUCAGCACAGGCUGACGCCUCUGAAGACUGCCUGGCUGGCGCUAUAUCAGCCAAUCACAGACAAUCUCAAGUUAGAUAUGCGCAUGAACCUGAAGACACGAAAGGUGGAGAUCAAAACAACUCCGCAGACAAAGGAUCCCGGGCACUUGCAAAAGGCGGCAGACUUUGUGCACGCCUACAUUAUGGGCUUUGAGAUUGCAGAUGCAAUUGCGCUGCUGCGGCUGGACGAUCUGUACAUAGAGUCCUUUGAGGUCAAGGACGUGAAGACGCUGCGGGGAGAGCAUUUGUCGCGGUGUAUAGGGCGGCUGGCUGGCAAGAGCGGGAAGACAAAGUUCACAAUAGAGAAUGCGACCAAGACGCGCGUGGUGCUGGCAGACUCGAGCAUCCACAUCCUCGGCUCCUACCAAAACAUCCGCAUCGCCAGGGAUGCCAUCUGCGGGCUCAUCCUGGGGUCGCCACCUGGCAAGGUCUACAGCAAGCUCCGCAGCGUGUGCUCGCGCUUGAACAGCAGCUACUGA